AGUAAUCAACAGAUAAUUGUAGAAAUCAACUUAAUCAAGCAAUAAUAUGAUUUUCUAUUUGUGACGUCAUUAAUAGAAUAAAACUUUAGAAACUGUUGUAAUGCAUUAAAAACAUACUCUGUUCAUACAUACGUGGAUGACAGGUACAUAAAAAUUUCUCAUGUCGUAGCAAUGCAAAAAGACAUGUAUUAAUAACAGAAAUUUUUGCUAGGUAUUUCAAGAAUUGCAUUUAUUCUUUCAAGACUAUUUUAUCUGUUACAGAAAUUCCACGAGCUCAAUGGAUGCGAGAUCCAGUGAGAGUGAUGAAAAGAAAACCAAGUCAGCAUUCUUCAGGCUAAUAACUUCUAUAAUAUUCUUCGUGUCACUGUCUAUGUGUGUAUAUCAAACGUACCUUCUUGUCCUUCACUACCUAAGUGAUCCCAUUGAAACUCAGAUAAAAGUAACGAUGCACACCACUUUACGGUUUCCUGCAGUAACAAUAUGCAACAUUAAUCCAGUGAGAAGAUCACGAUGGGAAAAAAGACAGACAAAAAAUGAAAGCGUAUCCCCAAACUUAACAUCUUUCAUGCAAGUGCCGCAAAAACUCUAUCGUUCAGCCGGUGGUACUAAUUUUGGAAAUUUAUUGAAGCGGAAAAAAAGAUCACUUGCAAAUCAAGCCCAGAUCGAUAAGCUAAGGCAAGAAUUAAAUCAAAGGAUUGAUACACUUGAUAAAACUUUAAGCAAACAUAUAAAUGAUACGUCCCUGCAAAAAAAGGAAGCUGGCUUUGAACUGUCAGAAUCAGAAGAAUUCAUCGCUCAUGUAAACAGAAGCAAUACAACCAAUAAAGAAAUGGAAAAGCGACUAAACGAUUUUGAAAAACGACUAAAAAUCACUGAGUUGACAACUAUUGACAUAACAAAGCAAAUAUCCGAGACACGUGGCUACUUGAAUCAAUUAAAAGCAAAUAUUAGUAAAGUGGGAAAAGAACCAGAGAAAAAUGAUACGACAGAUGAUAUACAGAAGGAUGACAAGAAAAAAUUACCACCAAGAAAUCGGUGA
Xenia sp. Carnegie-2017 is the source of this 1039-nucleotide messenger RNA. Its product is annotated as amiloride-sensitive sodium channel subunit alpha-like. Lineage: Eukaryota; Metazoa; Cnidaria; Anthozoa; Malacalcyonacea; Xeniidae. Gene Ontology annotation, cellular component: membrane. Gene Ontology annotation, molecular function: ligand-gated sodium channel activity. The coding region runs from base 278 to 1039 and encodes 253 amino acids. Gene Ontology annotation, biological process: sodium ion transmembrane transport. The record is from RefSeq and is a predicted model, not a curated record. The transcript has 3 exons.